AUGAUGAAUGAUUUAACUACAGUAGUUGAGGAAGAAGUUGUGUCACAUAAUGAGGUAGCUAAUGAUCCAGGGGAUACUAAUACAGGGGGUAAUGACCCUAUUAAAAUUAGAGAGUUAAAGAAGUUUAUGAUUAGAAAGAAAAUAAGUUUCAUGGGUGUUCUGGAAACUAGAGUUAAGGCUCAACAAUUUGAGAAAAUCACUAAGCAACUUAAUAGUAAAUGGAUAUGGAAACAUAAUUAUUCUUGCUCUCCAAAGGGGGGAAUCUGGAUUGGUUGGAAUCCUCAAAUCAUUGAAGUAGAGGUGUUAGAGGUACAUGAGCAACUUAUUCAUUGUGAGCUUAAAGAUGUUAAUUCCUUUUUUUUCCAAAUUACUCUUUGUUAUGGAUUACACACUAUUGAUCAUAGAGUUGGGCUUUGGGAGAAGAUCAGAUCUUUGGCUAGUUAUUCUCAGUUAGACCAAUGGUUCAUUUUGGGUGAUUUUAAUGCCGUCAUGUAUACUGAUGAUAGAACUAAUGGAACAGCUGUUUCACUUGCUGAAAUCAAGGAUAUGUCUCAAUGGGUCACUGAUUUAAACCUUGCUGAAUUGAAAUCUACUGGCCCUUCUUUUUCUUGGUCUAGCAGAGGCUAUGCUGACAGAAGAAUUCAUAGUAGAAUUGAUCGUGCUUUUGGAAAUGUGACAUGGAUGUUAAAUAAAGGUCAUAUAGUAGUUGAUUAUUUGAUGCCUUCUUUGUCUGAUCAUUCCCCUCUCCUAUUGAAAUAUGCUGAUGAUCCUCUUACUGUGGGAAAGCCUUUUAAAUUCUUCAACUACAUGGCUCAUCAUGCUGAUUUUCAUACUAUUAUGCAUGAAUUUUGGCAUCCUAGUGGUUCUCACAAUCUGUUAGGAGCAAUUUGGGCAAAUCUUACACUUUUGAAGGGGAAAAUGAAAAGCUUGCAUAAAAAUGAAUUUCACAACUUGAAUGAGAAGAUUGAGACAGCAAGAAGUAAUUUGGAACAAAUUAAGUUUCAGUUACAGCAAGAUCCUGAUAGUGUUCAAUUGCAAGAAAAUGAGAAGAUAGCUGGAGAGUUGUUGAGAAAAUGGAAUUUUAUUGAGGAGUCUGCUCUAAAGCAGAAAUCAAGGAUUCAAUGGUUGAAGCUUGGGGACUCAAAUAAUCACUUCUUUCAUGCUGCAAUGAAAGCUAGGUAUAAUACAAAUAGAAUUAACCUCUUGUAUAAUGCUCAGGGUGAUAGGCUUGAGGAUCCUGUUGGCAUUCAACAGGAGAUUCUUCACUUCUAUAAAUCAUUAUUAGGUAGCAGAGCCUCUUCUCUUCCUUCUAUUGAUUUACCUGUUAUGUUAUUAGGAGAGGGUCUAUUUUGA
Amaranthus tricolor (Joseph's coat) is the source of this 1353-nucleotide messenger RNA. RefSeq lists its product as uncharacterized. The transcript is spliced from 2 exons. The record is from RefSeq and is a predicted model, not a curated record. The coding region runs from base 1 to 1353 and encodes 450 amino acids. NCBI's taxonomy places the organism in Eukaryota, Viridiplantae, Streptophyta, Magnoliopsida, Caryophyllales, Amaranthaceae.